GACCCGGGCAUUCGCGCCGCCGCCUCGGUGGACAGAGCUCGGCCUGACCGCCCGUCCGCCCGUCCGCAGCGCCGUGACCAUGCCCCGUGGGAGCCGCAGCGCCGCCGCCCGGCCGGCCAGCCGCCCCGCCGCCGCGACCUCCGCGCACCUGCCCGCGCGCCCCCCGCCCUCGGCCGCCGCUCCGGCCCCCGCCCCGUCGGGCCAGCCGGGCCUCAUGGCGCAGAUGGCAUCCACGGCCGCGGGGGUGGCCGUGGGCUCCGCGGUGGGACACGUCGUGGGCAAUGCGCUGACCGGAGCCUUCAGCGGGGGCAGCUCGGAGCCCGCCCAGCCCGCGGUUCAGCAGGCCCCUGCCCGUGCUGGCCCUCAGCCCCUGCAGCUGGGGCCCUGCGCCUAUGAGAUCAGGCAGUUCCUGGACUGCUCCACCACGCAGGGGGACCUGUCCCUGUGUGAGGGCUUCAGCGAGGCUCUGAAGCAGUGCAAGUACAACCACGGUCUCAGCUCCCUGCCCUGAAGAGGCUGCAGCAGCCUUGUGCCCACCCGUGGGCCAGUCCUGUACCCCUCUGUACCCCCUCACCGGCAGCAGGAUGCUGAUAGCAGAUUGUACCCAAGGCACUGGGAUUGGGAGUGAGUUCCUUGUCCUAUAGAUGACCCGAGACACAAAUGUGCAAUUAAAAGAGUUUAUUUUAGACUGGAA
Messenger RNA from Sorex fumeus (smoky shrew), 694 nucleotides. It is a transcript of the gene CHCHD10, whose product is annotated as coiled-coil-helix-coiled-coil-helix domain containing 10. Gene Ontology annotation, biological process: mitochondrion organization. The record is from RefSeq and is a predicted model, not a curated record. The coding region runs from base 80 to 511 and encodes 143 amino acids. Gene Ontology annotation, cellular component: nucleus; mitochondrion. NCBI's taxonomy places the organism in Eukaryota, Metazoa, Chordata, Mammalia, Eulipotyphla, Soricidae. The transcript has 4 exons.